AUGGCUGCGGAUAUGAAAGAGAACGGCAUCUCGCUGUUAGUCUUUAAUGGAAGGAAAGACAAGUUUCGCGUGGGGUCGGCGAAGUUCGUCGCACAUCUGAAGGAGUUAACGGUUCAAAUGCACGCGGAAGGAGACUUUUCGUCAGUCGAGUCACUCUUUAGUGAGCUCGAUUAA
Aphanomyces astaci is the source of this 174-nucleotide messenger RNA. RefSeq lists its product as hypothetical. The coding region runs from base 1 to 174 and encodes 57 amino acids. The transcript is spliced from 2 exons. Lineage: Eukaryota; Oomycota; Saprolegniomycetes; Saprolegniales; Verrucalvaceae. The record is from RefSeq and is a predicted model, not a curated record.